Messenger RNA from Sinocyclocheilus anshuiensis, 1434 nucleotides. It is a transcript of the gene htr1aa, whose product is annotated as 5-hydroxytryptamine (serotonin) receptor 1A a. The transcript has a single exon. The coding region runs from base 71 to 1279 and encodes 402 amino acids. Gene Ontology annotation, biological process: regulation of hormone secretion; positive regulation of MAPK cascade; regulation of vasoconstriction. Gene Ontology annotation, molecular function: G protein-coupled serotonin receptor activity. The record is from RefSeq and is a predicted model, not a curated record. Gene Ontology annotation, cellular component: plasma membrane. NCBI's taxonomy places the organism in Eukaryota, Metazoa, Chordata, Actinopteri, Cypriniformes, Cyprinidae.
GCCCGCCAUGCGUCUUCAGAGCAGCGAGGUGACCGGCGCGAGGGACUGUCUCUGAGUGACCGCUCUCACCAUGGAGAGUUACAACAACACCACAGAAAGCCAAGACUGGAGCGGGAACGCGACGACAGUUAGCGAAGUUGCUUUGAGUUACCAAAUAAUCGGCUCGCUUUUCCUGGCCGCGUUAAUUCUGUUUGCCAUAUUGGGAAACGCGUGUGUCAUCGCUGCCAUCGCUUUGGAGAGAUCGCUUCAGAAUGUGGCCAACUAUCUCAUCGGCUCCCUGGCCGUCACAGACCUCAUGGUGUCGGUUCUAGUGCUACCCAUGGCAGCCCUGUAUCAGGUUCUGAACAAAUGGACUUUGGGACAGGAGAUGUGUGAUAUAUUCAUCUCUCUAGACGUGUUGUGCUGCACCUCUUCCAUCCUGCACCUGUGCGCAAUCGCUUUGGAUAGAUACUGGGCCAUCACCGAUCCCAUAGACUAUGUGAAUAAAAGGACCCCGAGACGAGCGGCUAUCUUGAUCAGCCUCACUUGGCUAAUAGGAUUUUCCAUUUCCAUUCCUCCCAUGUUGGGCUGGAGGAAACCAGAGGACCGUGCAGAUCCCGACGCGUGCACAAUCAGCCAAGACCACGGGUACACCAUCUACUCAACUUUUGGAGCUUUCUACAUCCCCCUCAUCCUCAUGCUGGUCCUCUACGGGCGGAUAUUCCGAGCGGCGAGGUUUCGCAUAAGGAAAACCGUGAAGAAAACCGAGAAAGCUAAAAUCUCGGACAAAUGCCUGGCGGUGUCUCCGGCGCUGUUCCCGAGGAAAGCGAACGGCGAGGUGAGCAAAACUUGGAGGCGAAGCGUGGAGCCGCAGCCGGGCUCCUGCGUAAACGGAGCGCUGAAACACUCGGACGACGGAGAGUCGUUCGAGAUUACAGAAGUUCAGACCGUCUCCAGAAACCACCUGAGCCUGCCCAACAACCCUCAGCCGUGCUUCGAGAGCAGAAACGAGAAAAACACGGAAGCGAAGCGCAAAGUGGCUCUGGCCAGAGAGCGCAAAACGGUCAAGACUCUGGGAAUCAUUAUGGGCACGUUCAUUUUCUGCUGGCUGCCCUUCUUCAUCGUGGCGCUUGUUUUGCCUUUCUGUCAAGACUGUUUCAUGCCUGAGUGGUUGAGGGCGGUCAUUAACUGGCUCGGAUACUCCAACUCACUUUUGAACCCCAUCAUAUACGCGUACUUUAACAAAGACUUCCAGAACGCAUUCAAGAAGAUCUUGAAAUGCAAAUGUAUUAGACAGUGAACGAUGCUGUUUAACGGAUGCUAAUAUGCAGAUAUUGAUUGUUAAAGAACUGCUCUAAAGGCAUUAAUACGAACGGACCCAGUGCGGGACAGUACAGCACAAGAAGAGGUAGAGCUCUGUCCUUGUGUAUUAGUUAAUCUGUGAAGUCUAUCUGC